Rhinolophus ferrumequinum (greater horseshoe bat) is the source of this 7734-nucleotide messenger RNA. RefSeq names its product mitotic deacetylase associated SANT domain protein (gene MIDEAS). The coding region runs from base 1015 to 4323 and encodes 1102 amino acids. Lineage: Eukaryota; Metazoa; Chordata; Mammalia; Chiroptera; Rhinolophidae. Gene Ontology annotation, cellular component: transcription regulator complex; histone deacetylase complex. The transcript has 13 exons. The record is from RefSeq and is a predicted model, not a curated record. Gene Ontology annotation, biological process: regulation of transcription by RNA polymerase II; negative regulation of DNA-templated transcription. Gene Ontology annotation, molecular function: transcription corepressor activity.
CUGUUGGUUCCAGCAAAGCCAUUGGGGGCGCCGGCCUGGGCUGGGGGAGGGUGGCGACUAACUCCGGAGUAGAGGUGAGGUCUGCUGGAAAUCCCCAGCCCCAGCAAGCUGCUGGAGAUUUAAAGACGCCUUCCCCGGCCUUAUUUGGUCUCAGGAAGUGGGCGGCGCCGGGCCUGCUGGUGGAGAGGCCGACCCGAGACAGUUGUGCUGAUGAAGUGGUAGAGCUGGUUCCUGCUCGCUUCCGUGCCGCGCUCGCCGGCUGGCCGCUGGGGCUCCGCGCUCCCAGCCCCGAGUUGUGCAAUCCUUUGUAGCAAGCCAGAGAGUCCUCCUCCUUCGCUGUUGCCUCUCGCCCUCUCUCUCUCUCUCUCUCUCUCUCUCUCUCUCUCUCUUUUUUUUUUUUCAAGCUGUGAGCUCAACCGAUGAGUCAGAGCAGUGCAAUCCUGACACUGCAUCGCAGGACCGGGGGUGACACGGAGGGAGGGAGAGCGAUAGCGAGGCGGACACCACCAGCGCGGGGUGCGCUGAGGCUCCUGCGCGGCGAGCGAGGGGUGACAACCCGCACGUCCCGCCCGGGCCCUACCAGCAAACUUCCCAGCCUCGGGAGGCGCGGGCUGGUGGAAGCCCUGCGAACGCCGCGGGGAGGUGGCGGCGCCUGUUUGUGUUUAAAAUCAGGGAGUGUGUGCAGGCGGCUGGAGUCUGGGAGGCGACCGAAGGCGGCGGCCCGCGGCGGAAAGGGGACGGCCGUUGCCGGAGCUUCGGCAACAGCGGCCUCCAGGGUCCUGUGGAGCAUCAUGAACUGGGAAGAGCAGACAACCUCAAGAGUGUCUCUGUGAAGAGGAAGGAAGAGCCAGCAGUUCUUUCUCCCUGUGCCUGACCAUUUCCCAGCAUUUUCCUCUGCCCCUGCUCUGCUGCCACUGGCUCCUGGACGAGGGCGGGGCUUCCAGCAGAACCUUCCCCCAGGGGAUGGGCAACUGGUAAAGUAGGUCUCACUACGGGGGCCCAGUUGGCCACACCAUGAACCUCCAGGCCCAGCCCAAGGGUCAGAACAAGCGCAAGCGUUGCCUCUUUGGGGACCAGGAAGCAGCUCCCAAGGAGCAGCCCCCACCCCUUCAAGCUCCACAACAGCCUCUGGCACCUCCACAGUCCACCAGAGUGAAGGAGGAGCCUUAUUUUGGGCACGAGGGUCCGACAGGGGCCGCCCCUGCCUCCCAACCUGUGGAACUACCUAACAGCCUGGCCCUGCUGAACUCCGUGGUGUAUGGGUCUGAGCGGACCACGGCGGCCAUGUUGUCCCAGCAGGUGGGCUCAGUCAAGUGGCCCAACUCUGUGAUGGCUCCAGGGCGGGGCCCGGAGCGCGGAGGGGGUGGGGGUGUCAGUGAUAGUGGGUGGCAGCAGCAGCCCGGCCAGCCUCCACCCCACUCAACCUGGAACUGCCACAGCCUUCCCCUCUACGGUGGACACAAGGGCAGCCCCCAUCCUGGCAUGGGGAUCUCUACCUACUAUAACCACCCUGAGGCACUGAAACGGGAGAAAGGAGGGGGGCCGCAGCUGGACCGCUACGGAAACUCAGUGCGGCCAAUGAUGCCACAGAAGGUGCAGCUGGAGGUAGGGCGGUCGCAGGCGCCCCUGAACUCUUUCCAUGUGGCCAAGAAGCCCCCGAACCAGACGCUGCCCCUGCAACCCUUCCAGCUGGCGUUCGGCCAUCAGGUGAACCGGCAGGUCUUCCGGCAGGGCCCACCGCCCCCCAAUCCCGUUGCCGCCUUCCCUGCACAGAAGCAGCAGCAGCCCCAGCAGCAGCCGCAGCAGGCAGCCCUGCCUCAGAUGCCGCUCUUUGAGAACUUCUACCCCAUGCAGCAGCCGCCCUCUCAGCAGCCCCAGGACUUUGGGCUGCAGCCGGCCGGGCCACUGGGACAGUCCCAUCUGGCUCACCACAGCAUGGCACCCUACCCUUUCCCCCCCAACCCUGACAUGAACCCGGAACUGCGCAAGGCCCUCCUGCAGGAGUCAGCCCCGCAGCCUGUGCUACCUCAGGCCCAGAUCGCCUUUCCCCGCCGCUCCCGUCGCCUCUCAAAGGAGGGCGUCUUGCCUUCCACCACCCUGGAUGGGGCUGGCACCCAACCUGGGCAGGAGCCUGCCAACCUGUUCCUACAUCACUGGCCCCCGCAGCAGCCACCCCCUGGGCCCCUGGGGCAGCCCCAUCCUGAAGCCCUGGGAUUCCCGCUGGAGCUAAGGGAGUCGCACUUGCUGUCUGAUGGGGAGAGACUGGCACCUAACGGUCGGGAACGGGAGGCUCCCGCCAUGGGCAGCGAGGAGGGCAUGCGGGCAGUGGGAACGGGGGACUGUGGGCAGGUGCUACGGGGUGGAGUGAUCCAGAGCACACGACGGAGACGCCGGGCGUCCCAGGAGGCCAAUUUGCUGACCCUGGCCCAGAAGGCAGUGGAGCUGGCCUCAAUGCAGACCGCAAAGGAUGCCAAUGGCUGUGAGGAGAAGCGGAAAAGUGUAUUGGCUUCAACUACCAAGUGUGGGGUGGAGUUUUCUGAGCCUUCCUUAACUGCCAAGCGAGCACGAGAGGACAGCGGGAUGGUGCCCCUCAUUAUCCCGGUGUCUGUACCUGUGCGGACUGUGGACCCAACUGAGGCGGCCCAUGCUGCAGGUGUUGACGAGGACGGGAAGGGUCCUGAACAGAACCCCACUGAACACAAGCCAUCGGUCAUUGUCACCCGCAGACGGUCUACCCGUAUCCCCGGGACUGAUGCCCCAGCUCAGGCUGAGGACAUGAAUAUCAAGAUGGAGGGGGAAACUUCGGUGCGGAAACCAAAGCAACGGCCCCGGCCUGAGCCCCUGAUCAUCCCCACCAAAGCGGGCACUUUCAUCGCCCCUCCUGUCUACUCCAACAUCACCCCCUACCAGAGCCACCUGCGUUCUCCUGUCCGCCUGGCCGACCACCCCGCUGAGCGGAGCUUUGAGCUGCCCCCCUACACACCACCCCCCAUCCUCAGUCCUGUGCGGGAAGGCUCUGGCCUCUACUUCAAUGCCAUCAUGUCAACCAGCAGUAUCCCAGCCCCUCCUCCCAUCACGCCAAAGAGUGCCCAUCGUACUCUGCUCCGCUCUAAUAGCGCUGAAGUCACCCCGCCUGUCCUGUCUGUGAUGGGGGAGGCCACCCCAGUGAGCAUUGAGCCACGGAUCAACGUGGGCUCUCGGUUCCAAGCGGAAAUCCCCUCAAUGAGGGACCGUGCCCUGGCAGCUGCAGACCCUCACAAGGCCGACUUGGUGUGGCAGCCAUGGGAGGACCUAGAGAACAGCCGGGAGAAGCAGAGGCAAGUGGAAGACCUGCUGACAGCGGCCUGCUCCAGCAUUUUCCCUGGAGCUGGCACCAACCAGGAGCUGGCCUUGCACUGUCUGCACGAGUCCAGGGGAGACAUCCUGGAAACGCUGAAUAAGCUGCUACUGAUAAAGCCCAUGAGGCCCCACAACCACCCACUGGCAACUUAUCACUACACAGGCUCCGACCAGUGGAAGAUGGCUGAGAGGAAGCUGUUCAACAAGGGCAUUGCCAUCUACAAGAAGGAUUUCUUCUUGGUGCAGAAGCUGAUCCAGACCAAGACUGUGGCCCAGUGUGUGGAGUUCUACUACACCUACAAGAAGCAGGUGAAAAUUGGCCGCAAUGGGACGCUCACCUUUGGGGAUGUGGAUGCAAGUGACGAGAAGUCAGCCCAGGAAGAGGUUGAAGUGGAUAUUAAGACUUCCCAGAAGUUCCCCAGGGUGCCUCCUUCCAGAAGAGAGUCCCCAAGUGAAGAGAGGCUGGAGCCCAAGAGGGAAGUAAAGGAGACCAGGAAGGAGGGGGAGGAGGAAGUGCCAGAGAUCCAGGAGAAGGGGGAACAGGAAGAGGGGCGAGAGCGAAGCCGGCGGGCAGCGGCUGUCAAAGCCACGCAGACACUACAGGCCAAUGAGUCGGCCAAUGACAUCCUCAUCCUCCGAAGCCAUGAGUCCAAUGCCCCUGGGUCUGCUGGUGGCCAGGCGUCAGAGAAGCCAAGGGAGGGCGCAGGGAAGUCGCGAAGGGCACUACCUUUUACAGAGAAGAAGAAAAAAGUAGAGGCAUUUAAUAAGACCCAAAAUCAGGAGAACACUUUUCCUUGUAAAAAAUGUGGCAGGGUGUUUUACAAGGUGAAGAGCCGCAGUGCGCACAUGAAGAGCCAUGCAGAACAGGAGAAGAAGGCCGCUGCUCUGAGGCAGAGGGAGAAAGAGGCCGCUGCUGCGGCUGCAGCUGCUGCCUCCCCCCACCAGCCUGCCCUGCGGGAGGAGAGCUCGGGCGAGAGGGGCUGACAAGGAAGGAAGGCUCGGCUGGAAGGCCCAGGACUGGCCCUUCCCCCUGGGGGGCUGGCCCUCCCUGCACCAGCCUGCGAAAACGCCUGCAAGCGCCCUGGAACCUCCAGACAGAGAGGAGAGAUCACGUGGACUUUUCUCUGAAAAACAAAUAAGACAAUAAAAUAAACAGCUCUUUUAUUUAUAAAGGCCCCAGGAGCAGUGUUAAGGGCUGCAGGAUCCAGUUCUCUGUGCAUUCGGUCUGUCAGAAGUUGUCCUCUUGCUUUCCUGGAACUAUGAGAAUCCCUGCUCACUGGGGCUGCCCUCUGGGAGGGGCUCCAGCUGCUGCCACCGCUGCCUCUUACACUGGGACCCCUGCUGCAAUGCAGUCUCUUCCCUUUUUGUUCCCCUGCUCCCCUUGGUCACCACGGAGCGCCAAGCACAAGCUCACUACCCCCCCUUGCAGCAUUAUUCCCCCGCUCCAGAGGACCUCAAAUGCCCUGCCCCAAGCCCUGGAAAAAGGGACUCCCUUGGAGGGAUUGUGGUGGCCAUACCUGAGAGGAAGCUCAGCCUGGCACCUGUGCUGUCCCCUACAUGACAAUGUCCAGGCCUGAGCUGCUCCAGUGAUCCUGUCCUCAAAGAGGCCACCUUCUCCCUGGGAGGGAAGCUACCAGAAUUCCUGGAGGGAGAGAGACUAAGGACAGGUACUUAUCCCUUUUCUGCUUGCUAAUAGCCUUCUGGGGCUGGAAAGUUUUCUCUGAUGUUUGGGGAAAGGGCCAAUGUCCCUGUCCAAGCUCUCAGCCUGCUGGAGGUAAGGAAACUGCUGAGGAUGGAAGCUCCAGGGCUAGGCCUGAGGGAGCUUUUGAUGAGCCUUGGAUCUUCCUACUUCCCACCUUUUUGCCAAAUACUUUGGGCCCUGGAAGCUGCUAAGGGAGCUUAGCCCAGGCCCAGCCUGCCCCUCCUUGGUGCAAGUUCCCUGCCUGCUUCUGUCCUGCCCUUAGCAACUGUCACCUAACCCCACCCCACAUGGUCUCUGCUGAUAGCCACAGCCCAGCCCCCAGUCCUACAUGCUGGAGAUUUCUGGAUCCUUCCCUGGGAGGGGGAGGUCUCCUAACCAGAUUGGACAGGAGCCUUCAUUUCUUGACUUGGGUCAUUUGGGAGCUAUUUAUUUAUUCUUAAUAUUUAAUUUUUAACAUCCUCUCAGGGACCAGGGGCCUCCUGCUUUUCAGAGGCCCAAGUGCAUUUAUCCCAAAACAAGGCACCUUCUUGUCAUCUCCCCGCCCCCCGCUCCCCCCAUUCCCAAGACCCUAAGGUCCCUCACCUUGUUGCUCUGGAACUUCUUGCCAGUAGAAUGAUAGUAACACUGAAAGGAUGGGAAGGUGGAAGUUGUCACCAAAGCCACAUACAGACUAGGAGGAGCAAGGGACAUCAAAGGCACUUCUUGUUGCUACCUCUUCUCUGUCUGUACUUUCAAAUUGCCGGAGGGGAUGGCUAGAAGCCAGAAGUCUGGUUUUGUUUUUGGCUUGAAGUAGCCGUAUUUGGCAUGGAGUUCACUGGAGUGAAAGGGCUGGAAGGUUUUGGAGGCCCCUUCCCUUGCCAGUCCCACAGGAGGGCUGAGUUAUUUUUCUGAUCUUGUUACUCAAUUUUAGUUGUGUAAAAGAACCUCUAAGUGAGUGCAAGUAGAUAUAUGACAAGUCAACCUGUUAGGAAGGAGCCAAAAAGUACUCAUUCUGCUACUCCUUUUGAGAUAGCUUAAAGCAUCAUGUUGGUAGCCGGGAGUGGAAGGCUGUUUUGUUUCUAAACUAUGCACUAUCGGGUAUUUUUCAGCAUUCAUUUAAUGCAUUAAUAUGGUCCUACAGGACCCCAGCUAUGGGAGCAACAAAAUUCUAACCCAGUUAAUUUCUUCUAUAAGCUCGUUAAGUUCAAUACCCCAAGAUUGCAAAAAUCUGGUAUACACUCCAGAAAACAGAGAGGUAGCAAAUUUAGGCUCUUUUCUAAAUCACUUGUGUAAUCUGAGUGCCUUCACAGCUUUGCCCCAAAGUGCUACUUAUGUUUCCCAAGGUUUUUUCUAUUUAAAUUGUGUUUAGUUUCAGGCCCCUUUAUGAACAUGUAACAGAAACCUCCUUUGUCUAGAGUGAUUCUCCUUUUCUAAGCUCAUAGGAGACCAGACCAGGUGAAUGUAGGUAGAGUACAUCAAGAUGACACCUCUCUGUAUAAAUCCCACCAGACACCGUAUUUUAGAAGGGUUCAUGUUCCAGGAUAGACAUAUCUAGAAUGCAGUGUGAGAGUUAAAAAUGUUUAGAGGGCAAAUGCAAUUGUGGCAAGUAACGUGCCAAUUAAGUAGGUGCAGCCAUAGCAGCUGGCAUAGGUAUAUUUUUUAUGGUGCUUUCUCCCGGUGAACAUAUUAGGCUCAUCUUUUGUUUCUUCUUCUAUUCAGAGCUCUUUGCUUUAAGAAGUUAAAUGACAAAACAUCUCCAGCUUUAUAAUGUCCUCCCCACACCAUCUCACAUAGCCAUCUCCCAGCCUCCAUCUGCACUCAGUUAAGGGCAUGAAACUAACUUAGUGCCUGUGUUCCAGACCAUUUCUGAGGUCUCUUACCCACCCAAGGAGAUAGUGCUUCAGCACUGUCCUCCAUGCCUUCAGCAGCCCCCCUCACAGAUAAUGUACCCACCCAUCCCUUCUGCCACCCCAUCCCCACCCCUGGCACAGAGGUCGUGUGCUGCUUAUGUCUAAAGGUAUCCCCUAUAUUUAACUGCCUCAGUGACCUAACCUCUUUCUUCUCAUGUGCCAGAUGCUAAGAUGAAGGAGGAAUACAAUACAUACUCAAGCCCCAGCUGUUUAAAUGUUUUUACUGGGGCUCACUUUUCUCGGAUGGUAUUUAUUACCAGACUGGCAAGCCUAACUCCUUAGGUUUACAGGAAGUAUACAUAUUUUUAUAAAACAAUUGUAUGUCCUCCACAUAUUUUGCUGUGUUAAUAUUUGCCUCUAACAAUUUGCAGCUGUUUCACCUUUUCCUCAUUUGUCUCUAAAUUGAAGGCCUUGUUGGAGAGAACAGAGCACAGGAACAGCUUUGACAGUCUGUAAUUAUUGUACAAAUAUUUUAAUAGCAUAUAAAUAAGUAUAUUCCUUUUAUUUUGGAAAAAAAUGAACAGACACUGCCUUUUGUGUGUUUGCUGCCUGUGGCACCCUUUUUAAAAAAGACUGUUACAUGUUAAAAUAGUGUACAUAUAUAUAUAAAUAUUACCUCUUUUGCUGUACAGUUGUGAUAGACCAGACGGAAGAUUUUAUUUUUUGUGUGCUUUUUAUAUAAAAAAAUUAAUACACUAAAGAAAAUCUUGCUGAUGUGAUUGUAAUGUACCUAUGUAACUUAUUUACUUUUGAAUGUUCUUCUGUAUCUUUAAACCUUUUAUUACAUAAGGUUUUAAAAAUUCA